AUGCAGCAGGCACCAUGCCGGCUAUCUCAGACGUUGUGGUCCGCAUUCCGAGCUGCUAAACCUGUUUCAAGACCGACGCCCGUCCUCCGCAGACAAUUUCACAGACCUGUCCCACAAUGGCAAUCGACGAGCUCGUAUGUCGCCGGACAAGUUCGCUUCUACAGCGACAAGACUCAGGAGCUCGAGCGGAAAGUUCAAGAAGCCAAAAGCCGUAUCGAUGAGAGCUUGGACUCAAAAGUAGAGAUUGCUGCCGACGCAGACACGAAAUUGAACGAUGCACAAGAAGCGACAAUAGUCAAGACAGACCCUGUGGCUUCGUCGAUAGUCGAGCCGUCCCCUGGAGGAAGCCAAGAUAGCGUACAGUCCGAGGAUGCAAUACGGAGGUCGGAGCAGCACGAUCCCUCGGCCAACCCCUCCGGCCAAUCCACAGCAGAAACCCUCCGCGCCCGCUUCGGCCAUUUCAUGGACAACUUCCAAUCCCACCUCUUCAUCGCCUCGCGCCGCCUGAAUGACCUGACGGGCUACUCGACCAUUGAAGCGCUCAAGAACGACAUUUCCUCCCAGGAGGCCCUCGUCGCCAAGGCGCGUGCCGAAGUGACCGCUGCCCGUGCCCGCUACUCGGCCGCCAUCGCCACGCGCUCCACCACACAGCGUGAGGUCAAUGACCUGCUGCACCGGAAGCACGCGUGGACGCCCACAGAUCUCGAACGCUUCACAAAUCUCUACCGCAGCGACCACGCCAACGAGCUGGCAGAGGUCGCCGCGCAGAAGGAGGUCGCCGACGCCGAGGCACGCUAUGAAGAGGGUAGCACGAAGCUGGGGCGCGCCAUCCUGGCGCGGUACCACGAGGAGCAGGUUUGGAGCGACAAGAUACGGCAGAUGAGUACAUGGGGUACGUGGGGACUCAUGGGAUUGAACGUGCUGCUGUUCGUGGUAUUUCAGAUUCUCAUCGAGCCUUGGAGAAGGAAGAGACUAGUAAGGGGCUUCGAGGAGAAGGUGGAGCUUGCUCUACAGGAGCGGGACGCCCAGUUGGCGGGAUUGCAGAAAACAGUCGACUCACACGCCGCGGCUACAGCGAAAGCGGCCGGGUCGAAAGACGCGGUACCCACGCCGGAGGCUGUGCCCACGAAGGCGGUAGCUGUGGCAGAGACGAUCGCCGAGCAGCUUGUCGAUGCGAUCAGCGGCGCUUCACCUGGCUCAAACGAGGCAGAAGCAGUGCCCUCCAGUUCACGGGCGGAUAUUGAAACGGCAACGGAGGUGGUCGCAGCAGACGAGAUCAGUCUAGACGCCAAAGCAUAUCCCACACCCUCGGCGUCCUCGGAGGGUGUGUUUGCGUCUACCGCAUCGGGAUAUGCGUAUUACGCCGACGCGUUCCGGGAGCUCUGGAGUGAAGAUCGUCUCGUCGUGUUGACGCAGCGAGAAAUGACGACGCUCGUACUCGAGGGCGCUGUUGGCGGAGCAGCACUGAUGGGCCUAAUCAUGGCGCUGCUGCGACCGCGGUGA
Cyphellophora europaea CBS 101466 is the source of this 1503-nucleotide messenger RNA. RefSeq lists its product as uncharacterized. Bases 1 to 1503 code for a protein of 500 amino acids. Lineage: Eukaryota; Fungi; Ascomycota; Eurotiomycetes; Chaetothyriales; Cyphellophoraceae. The transcript has a single exon. The record is from RefSeq and is a predicted model, not a curated record. Gene Ontology annotation, cellular component: mitochondrial inner membrane. Gene Ontology annotation, biological process: inner mitochondrial membrane organization.